This is a messenger RNA of Corapipo altera (White-ruffed manakin), 1016 nucleotides long. RefSeq names its product leucine rich repeat containing 20 (gene LRRC20). Gene Ontology annotation, molecular function: protein binding. Gene Ontology annotation, cellular component: extracellular matrix. The transcript has 4 exons. Bases 15 to 578 code for a protein of 187 amino acids. Lineage: Eukaryota; Metazoa; Chordata; Aves; Passeriformes; Pipridae. The record is from RefSeq and is a predicted model, not a curated record.
GACCGGGCGCCCACAUGCAGAAGAGGAUGGGCGAGGCGGUGGCCCGUGUGGCCAGGAAGGUGAACGACACGGUGGAGAACAAAACGGAUUCCCUGGAUCUGGCCAACUGCAAGCUGAUGACCUUCCCUGUUGGAAUCUACAAAGCCAUGAGGAGCGUCACCGAGGGGAUCCAUCGCAUCUCCCUGGCAAACAACGAGCUCAAGUCCAUCACCAGCCGAUUUGUCACCACCUUCAGCCAGCUGAGAGAACUCAACCUGGCAGGCAACUACCUGCACCGCCUGCCCGAGGAAAUCACCUCCCUGCUGCACCUCCGGGCCAUCGACCUCUCCCGAAACAGGUUCCGGCGCUUCCCCGAGCCCCUGGCCACUGUCCCCUCCCUGGAGACCAUCGACCUGGAAGAGAAUGAGAUUGCAGCUCCGCGCUGUCUUUGCAGAGGUGCCGACGGAGAAGUUGGCGUCCAUGGCAUCGCUGCGGAGCCUCAACCUGCGGGACAACCCCGUCGGCCCCGAGGUGCGGCUGCUCGUCCGGCCCCUCGUCCCCUUCGACCUGCUGCUGUCACCAGAGGAGCCCAUCCCUGAAGCCUGACAGGGUCUCGGGGUGCCCAGGCGAGCUGUCCCGAGGGGCGACUGCCCACGGGAGUGGUUUGGCUUAGGUCAGUCCCUGCUGCGCCCCUAUUCCUGUCCCAAACCUGCGGCGAGGCAGCCAGUCCCUCAUUUUACUUUAAUUAAAAGCGAGCAGCGGGGCUCCUCCGUGAGCGGAUGGCUCUGCCGGCUCCCGAGCCAGGGAAUCUCCCGCUUGUGUGUUCGGGGGAUGCAGAGGAGCUGCAGCGCAUGCGGUGCGAGGUUUGGGUAAAGCCGGGGGAAGUUGGAUAUUCGGCUCCAUCCUUCCUGCCUGGGCGGCGAUGGGGAGCAGCCGGGAUGGUGGGGGACAUCCCCGGGGCCGCAAGGGUUCGCCCUGGAAUUGCCGACAUCUCGGUGUGCCAAGUGCCUGAUUAAACGCUUUCCUGUUACACCGAG